This is a messenger RNA of Saccharomyces kudriavzevii IFO 1802, 1470 nucleotides long. RefSeq names its product putative cytochrome P450 (gene DIT2). The record is from RefSeq and is a predicted model, not a curated record. Gene Ontology annotation, molecular function: iron ion binding; heme binding; monooxygenase activity. The transcript has a single exon. Lineage: Eukaryota; Fungi; Ascomycota; Saccharomycetes; Saccharomycetales; Saccharomycetaceae. Bases 1 to 1470 code for a protein of 489 amino acids.
AUGGGGAUUUUUAAGAUUUUAGGAUUGAUUCUAUUUCUUAUAAUUUCUUACAUAGCCUUCGUGGUCGUCGUUCCUCCUUUAAAUCUUCCUAAAAAUAUACCUACCAUUCCGUUUUAUGUAAUAUUUUUACCAGUUAUAUUUCCCAUUGACCAAACAGAGUUAUAUGAUCUUUAUAUAAGGGAGUCAAUGGAAAAGUAUGGCGCUGUAAAAAUUUUUUUUGGUUCACGAUGGAAUAUUCUCGUUUCUCGUUCUGAAUACUUAUCACAAAUUUUUAAGGAUGAAGAUACUUUUGCAAAGAGUGGUAACCAGAAGAAAAUUCCAUACAGUGCUAUCGCUGCUUACACUGGCGACAACGUUAUUAGCGCACAUGGAAAAGUUUGGCGGGAUUAUAGAAAUGCUAUAACAAAGGGGCUACAGCAUUUUGAUGAUGCGCCAAUAUCCAAGAAUGCGAAACUCUUUUGCAAUAAAAUAAAAGAAAGGGUACAAAAUGGGCAGGUUUCGGUUCAUAUGGGGCCCUUGUCUCAGAGGUUGGCAUUGGACAAUAUUUCUCAGGUGGCUCUUGGAUUUGAUUUUGCUACAUUGAAACAUGAAAAAAAUGCUUUGCACGAGCUCUUAAUUCAUAUUAAGAAGCAGAUAUUUCAUCCGUUCUUCCUAACUUUCCCAUUUCUUGAUUUGCUUCCUAUCCCUUCAAGAAGAAAAACCUUCAGGGAUAUUGCGAGGUUCAGAGGACUCCUCGUUAAAAGAGUUCAAGACCAGUUGAUUAAUAAUUACAAAUUUGAACAAACGACAUUUGCUGCCAGUGAUUUGAUUCGUGCUCAUAAUAAAGGAACAAUUGAUUACAAACAAUUAUCCGAUAACAUCGUUAUUAUUCUUGUUGCUGGCCAUGAAAAUCCUCAGUUGCUUUUUAAUACUUCAUUGUACCUCUUGGCUAAGUACUCAAGUAAAUGGCAGGAGAGACUCAGGCAGGAAGUAAAAAAUGUUACCGACCCGAAAGCCCUAGCGGAUUUACCUUUACUCAAUGCGUUUCUUUUCGAGACAGUUCGGAUGUAUCCUCCUCUAAACACAAUUAUUAAUAGGUGCACUACUAAAGUAUGCAAGCUCGGAAUGGACAUUGUAAUACCUAAGAAUGUGUAUGUUGGGUACAACAAUUUUGGAACAUCACAUGAUGCCAAAAACUGGGGUCCUACAGCGAACGAUUUCGAACCGGAUAGAUGGGGCUCAGAUAUUGAAACAAUAAGAAAAAACUGGAGACUUGCCAAGAAUAGAUGCGUCGUGACGGCGUUUCAUGGAGGCCGAAGAGCGUGUUUGGGAGAGAAGUUAGCCUUGACUGAAAUGAGGAUCACCUUAGCUGAAAUGCUGAACCAGUUGAAAUGGUCCCUUGACCCAGAAUGGGAAGAAAAAUUCACUCCUGCAGGACCGCUUUGUCCUCUCAAUUUGAUGUUAAGGUUCAAAGAAAAUGUAGCAAAAUAA